GCCUUCCAGUGAAGUGUGUUGUUACCUAACAAUGGACUGUAAAGUUCCAGUUAUGUUCACUUAUUUGGGAAUUAUAAUAAUAUUUUCCACGUUCGGGCAUGCCUAUGCAGGUCAAUCUUCAUCAAUAUUGAAAAUUAAAAAAAAUGGCGAUGAAGCGUCUGGUUUCACAAAUGGCCAAACACUGUGCUUUAGUUGCUACGACACAAUCAUGAAUGCAGAAAAAUGUAUUAUGAAACUUAUCACUGCUGGACAAGAUGAUGUUGAAGUACCGGUGGAGAAAGAAAAUGAAAAAAUCAACAACCGAAAUAGUUAUUCUGGAUGUUUGGAAAUGAACUUUACGAGCACAGAUGUAGAAGUUAAAUGCCUAUUAUUUAGGAAAGCCAAUGACGAAAUACCCAGUACGAGUAACAUUCUGAGAUUGACAAGGAAGAACCCUGACUUUGAACCCGAGGGAAAUCCUGAUCUAAGCAAUACAAUUUUAGGUCAAUCUUCAACAAUAUUGAAAAUUAUAGAAGAUGGCGAUGAAGCGUCUGGUUUCACAAAUGGCCAAACACUGUGCUUUAGUUGCUACGACACAAACAUUGAUGCAAAAAAAUGUAUUAUUAAACUUAUCACUGCUGGACAAGAUGAUGUUGAAGUACCGGUGAAACCAAAUGAAAAAAUCAACAACCGAAAUAGUUGUUCUGGAUGUUUGGAAAUGAACUUUACGAGCACAGAUGUAGAAGUUAAAUGCCUAAUAUUUAUAAAAGCCAAUGACGAAAAACCCAGUAGGAGCAUCCUUCAGAGAUUGACAAGGAAGAACCCUGUUAAUGCAGCCGAAGCAACCACUGCAAGAUUUGGUCAGACUCCAAAAGAGACUUCCAAAAGUUCCAACUCAUCUCCCACGAAAUCUCCAGACGUGGUGACCCCACCAAGAUCUGCAUCAUCAGCCACAUCAUCUAAAGGUCAAUCUUCAUCAAUAUUGAAAAUUAAAAAAAAUGGCGAUGAAGCGUCUGGUUUCACAAAUGGCCAAACACUGUGCUUUAGUUGCUACGACACAAUCAUGAAUGCAGAAAAAUGUAUUAUGAAACUUAUCACUGCUGGACAAGAUGAUGUUGAAGUACCGGUGGAGAAAGAAAAUGAAAAAAUCAACAACCGAAAUAGUUAUUCUGGAUGUUUGGAAAUGAACUUUACGAGCACAGAUGUAGAAGUUAAAUGCCUAUUAUUUAGGAAAGCCAAUGACGAAAUACCCAGUACGAGUAACAUUCUGAGAUUGACAAGGAAGAACCCUGACUUUGAACCCGAGGGAAAUCCUGAUCUAAGCAAUACAAUUUUAGGUCAAUCUUCAACAAUAUUGAAAAUUAUAGAAGAUGGCGAUGAAGCGUCUGGUUUCACAAAUGGCCAAACACUGUGCUUUAGUUGCUACGACACAAACAUUGAUGCAAAAAAAUGUAUUAUUAAACUUAUCACUGCUGGACAAGAUGAUGUUGAAGUACCGGUGAAACAAAAUGAAAAAAUCAACAACCGAAAUAGUUGUUCUGGAUGUUUGGAAAUGAACUUUACGAGCACAGAUGUAGAAGUUAAAUGCCUAAUAUUUAUAAAAGCCAAUGACGAAAAACCCAGUAGGAGCAUCCUUCAGAGAUUGACAAGGAAGAACCCUGUUAAUGCAGCCGAAGCAACCACUGCAAGAUUUGGUCAGACUCCAAAAGAGACUUCCAAAAGUUCCAACUCAUCUCCCACGAAAUCUCCAGACGUGGUGACCCCACCAAGAUCUGCAUCAUCAGCCACAUCAUCUAAAGGUCAAUCUUCAUCAAUAUUGAAAAUUAAAAAAAAUGGCGAUGAAGCGUCUGGUUUCACAAAUGGCCAAACACUGUGCUUUAGUUGCUACGACACAAUCAUGAAUGCAGAAAAAUGUAUUAUGAAACUUAUCACUGCUGGACAAGAUGAUGUUGAAGUACCGGUGGAGAAAGAAAAUGAAAAAAUCAACAACCGAAAUAGUUAUUCUGGAUGUUUGGAAAUGAACUUUACGAGCACAGAUGUAGAAGUUAAAUGCCUAUUAUUUAGGAAAGCCAAUGACGAAAUACCCAGUACGAGUAACAUUCUGAGAUUGACAAGGAAGAACCCUGACUUUGAACCCGAGGGAAAUCCUGAUCUAAGCAAUACAAUUUUAGGUCAAUCUUCAACAAUAUUGAAAAUUAUAGAAGAUGGCGAUGAAGCGUCUGGUUUCACAAAUGGCCAAACACUGUGCUUUAGUUGCUACGACACAAACAUUGAUGCAAAAAAAUGUAUUAUUAAACUUAUCACUGCUGGACAAGAUGAUGUUGAAGUACCGGUGAAACAAAAUGAAAAAAUCAACAACCGAAAUAGUUGUUCUGGAUGUUUGGAAAUGAACUUUACGAGCACAGAUGUAGAAGUUAAAUGCCUAAUAUUUAUAAAAGCCAAUGACGAAAAACCCAGUAGGAGCAUCCUUCAGAGAUUGACAAGGAAGAACCCUGUUAAUGCAGCCGAAGCAACCACUGCAAGAUUUGGUCAGACUCCAAAAGAGACUUCCAAAAGUUCCAACUCAUCUCCCACGAAAUCUCCAGACGUGGUGACCCCACCAAGAUCUGCAUCAUCAGCCACAUCAUCUAAAGGUCAAUCUUCAUCAAUAUUGAAAAUUAAAAAAAAUGGCGAUGAAGCGUCUGGUUUCACAAAUGGCCAAACACUGUGCUUUAGUUGCUACGACACAAUCAUGAAUGCAGAAAAAUGUAUUAUGAAACUUAUCACUGCUGGACAAGAUGAUGUUGAAGUACCGGUGGAGAAAGAAAAUGAAAAAAUCAACAACCGAAAUAGUUAUUCUGGAUGUUUGGAAAUGAACUUUACGAGCACAGAUGUAGAAGUUAAAUGCCUAUUAUUUAGGAAAGCCAAUGACGAAAUACCCAGUACGAGUAACAUUCUGAGAUUGACAAGGAAGAACCCUGACUUUGAACCCGAGGGAAAUCCUGAUCUAAGCAAUACAAUUUUAGGUGAAUCUACAACAAUAUUGAACAUUAAAAAAGAUGGCGAUGAAGCGUCUAGUUUCACAAAUGGCGAAAAACUGUGCUUUAGUUGCUACGACACAAAAAUUGAUGCAAAAAAAUGUAUUAUUAAACUUAUCACUGCUGGACAAGAAGUUGAAGUACCGGUGGUGAAAGAAAAUGAAAAAAUCAACAACCGAAAUAGUUAUUCUGGAUAUUUGGAAAUGAACUUUACGAGCACAGAUGUAAAAGUUAAAUGCCUAAUAUAUAAAAACGCCAGUGACGAAAAACCCAGUACGAGUAAACUUCUGAGAUUGACAAGGAAGAACCCUGUUAAUGCAGCCGAAGAAACCACUGCAAGAUUUGGUCAGACUCCAAAAGAGACUUCCAAAAGUUCCAACUCAUCUCCCACGAAAUCUCCAGACGUGGUGACCCCACCAAGAUCUGCAUCAUCAGCCACAUCAUCUAAAGGUCAAUCUUCAACAAUAUUGAAAAUUAAAAAAGAUGGCGAUGAAGCGUCUGGUUUCACAAAUGGCCAAACACUGUGCUUUAGUUGCUACGACACAAACAUUGAUGCAAAAAAAUGUAUUAUUAAACUUAUCACUGCUGGACAAGAUGAUGUUGAAGUACCGGUGAAACCAAAUGAAAAAAUCAACAACCGAAAUAGUUGUUCUGGAUGUUUGGAAAUGAACUUUACGAGCACAGAUGUAGAAGUUAAAUGCCUAAUAUUUAUAAAAGCCAAUGACGAAAAACCCAGUAGGAGCAUCCUUCAGAGAUUGACAAGGAAGAACCCUGAUGCCUUUUAAAAUAGUGCAAACGACCGAAAGGGAUGAAUGAAUGUUCUACGGAACUUCUUGACUUAGUGCUUGGCUCACACAACAACCGAUUGUACUGUAUUUUGUGUAUGAGGAGUAUCAUUUUUUGGAACAACUUUUGCAUUUCUUAAACCAAAUAUAAAGUUUAAAUAUUC
Ostrinia nubilalis (European corn borer) is the source of this 3945-nucleotide messenger RNA. RefSeq lists its product as uncharacterized. The record is from RefSeq and is a predicted model, not a curated record. Lineage: Eukaryota; Metazoa; Arthropoda; Insecta; Lepidoptera; Crambidae. The coding region runs from base 32 to 3781 and encodes 1249 amino acids. The transcript is spliced from 28 exons.